Molecule: messenger RNA, 770 nt
Organism: Caenorhabditis sp. 36 PRJEB53466
Lineage: Eukaryota; Metazoa; Nematoda; Chromadorea; Rhabditida; Rhabditidae
Source: the annotation of a GenBank genome assembly
AUGGCUCCGAACAUUCAAAUUACGAAUAACAAUGAAAACUGCCUCGUGAAAAUCAAAUCGGACAUGAUGAUGAAGACCGAAGAAGAGGAUCUGACCAAUGAACAGAUUGAGCAGCUGAUAGGUACACCGAAGAAGAAACCGAUAGAAACAAUGAACAUUCCGGUUGAAGAGGGGAUGAGCCAAUUGGAUCUCAGCGACGGGUCCGAUUCAAAAUCGACGUCAACAAUGUGUGGCGGUAAUCAGCCAGGCGACAGAGUCCGACAAAAUGCAAUUUUCGUCAGUCGAACGUUCAAUGCCACCUCCUAAUUAAUGAACUUCAGAUGUACAACUUCUUCUGCAGAAGAAAAAGCCGAGCUAGAGCUACAGAGUAUUUCGCAAAAAUUGAGGCAGCAAAAAUGCGCAGGAUGAUUGAUAUCGUCUCAGAGGUAUUUAUCUAUUCUGAGCAGCUAGCAAUUACGGUUUUCAGGUUCGUGAGCUUGCAAGAGAGUAUUGUGCAAUUCCAGUUGAGCAUCUCCGAAAAGACGUCCUAGAAGAAAGGGAAAGAAUCAGGAAACGGGCGCUCAAAUGGACUCUGUACUGCUACGACGACGGCGAACGGCUAGUUGACAGGCGAGCUUAUAAAUAUUUAAAAUCAAUCUGAGCCUCAACUUCUAUCUUUCAGCAUCGUUCCGCCAUACGCAAUUCGAUUGCGAACCUCUAACCCGACACGGAUUCAUAUCCAACUAAACCCAAUGAAACGAACUAAAUCUUCCAAAAUAAUAAUUAAUUAA